Messenger RNA from Acanthisitta chloris (rifleman), 614 nucleotides. It is a transcript of the gene TMX2, whose product is annotated as thioredoxin-related transmembrane protein 2. The annotation marks the transcript as partial. Gene Ontology annotation, molecular function: disulfide oxidoreductase activity. Gene Ontology annotation, biological process: brain development. Lineage: Eukaryota; Metazoa; Chordata; Aves; Passeriformes; Acanthisittidae. Gene Ontology annotation, cellular component: membrane-bounded organelle. The record is from RefSeq and is a predicted model, not a curated record. The transcript has 7 exons.
AUGUUCCUCAGUGCCAUCGUCAUGAUGAAGAACCGGCGCUCCAUCACUGUGGAGCAGCACAUUGGGAACAUCUUCAUGUUCAGCAAAGUGGCCAACGCGAUCCUGUUCUUCCGCCUCGACAUCCGCAUGGGGCUGCUCUACCUCACGCUCUGCAUAGUGUUCCUGAUGACCUGCAAGCCCCCCCUGUACAUGGGCCCUGAGUACAUCAAGUACUUCAGUGACAAGACCAUCGAUGAGGAGCUGGAGAGGGACAAGCGUGUGACAUGGAUCGUCGAGUUCUUUGCCGACUGGUCCAGCGAGUGCCAGUCCUUCGCCCCCAUCUUUGCCGGCCUCUCUCUCAAGUACAACUGCCCCGGACUGCAGUUCGGGAAGGUGGAUGUUGGCCGCUACACAGAUGUCAGCACCAGGUACAAGGUGAGCACCUCGCCCCUCACCAAGCAGCUGCCCACCCUCAUCCUCUUCCAGGGGGGCACAGAGGUCAUGCGGCGCCCGCAGAUUGACAAGAAGGGUCGAGCUGUGUCCUGGCACCUCCGAGCCCCUAACGUGAUCCGUGAGUUCAACCUCAAUGAGCUCUACCAGAAAGCCAAGAAGCAAGGGAAGCCACGGGAGGAGGG